Fusarium verticillioides 7600 is the source of this 5406-nucleotide messenger RNA. RefSeq lists its product as hypothetical. Bases 2890 to 3504 code for a protein of 204 amino acids. The transcript is spliced from 2 exons. Lineage: Eukaryota; Fungi; Ascomycota; Sordariomycetes; Hypocreales; Nectriaceae. The record is from RefSeq and is a predicted model, not a curated record.
CCGGCGCUAUCAUCUGCUCCAACGGAAACGCCAAACGUUAGACUUUAUUCCAUCUUCACUGAUUGUUCACUCUUCUCUUUCAUCUCCUGUUUUCUGUCUCAAAAUUGCCACUCUACUGUCUCCUCCAGGUCUCGACUCGCUUCAGCUCUUUUCCCCUGCCGGUUCUUUUGCCCCUGAGCUAUUGAAUUGAAUGUGUCUCGUUUGACGAGGAAACUUUUGCGAAAAAAUGGCCUCUUCUAAACGAGUUUUUCGGUGGUACCAUUGAAUACCAGGGCGCGACAACAAACCAUGAUUCAAUAGCUCGAGUCAUCCUUCGGGAGAGACGGAAUCGAGACAGACACCAGUUGGGUCGAGACUUAGCCACUGGCCUGAUGCAUGGUGUUGACAUGUCUCAGCUGCUUUGCUGCAACCAUGACAUGCUAUUGAGCAUUGACCUCGACAGGAUAUCUCCAACUGGCCAAACUUCCUCUUCAACUUUAAUUCACAUCGCACAAGGGGGCAGCAGUACACUCUCCACCCGUCGCCUCGUCGUCAAUUAACGUACCUCUGGCUCUUCUAUGAGAAAGUCAUAGAAUGACUGGUCCUCGUUAUGAUCCCCCGCCAUGGUGGGAUUGGAGGUCGGAGGCUACAGCAAAUUCUGGACUUGCGUAGCCACUCGAGUGUUCGUCCAGCUCUUGUGUUUAGAUGUCUGAAGGAGUGGGCCGGAUAUCGCUUUUGCCUAUGCAACCAGGCGUGCCCUGGCUGUCACUUUAAUAGCAACUGGUCGUCGAUUGUGAUCUAAGGAUCCAGGUAUGAUAUCGAGUGGAAGUGCGAUCGAGCUUCGAUCAGUGAACGUCUUGAUAAACAACGUCUGUUGGUUCAGUCGGCUUGGGCCCGUGGCCGGCACCGUACUUCGCCACGGAGGUUGGUUGUUUAAAGGACCCGACUGCUUAUACAGCAAUUUGAAGCCGCAGACUCCGACGUCACUGGAACCUGCUCAAUAGUUCUAGCACCACGGACGCCGAUUUGCAGCCAACAAGUAAAUUAGAAGAUCGAGGGCCCUGUUCCCAUUCCAGGAGGGGCGAUGCUGUACGGUAGUCUCGUGCUCCCACCAAACACAAGAUAAAAUGUCACCCCACCAAAGAGAUUUCUCGGCACCACGAGACAAUCGGUCACCUAUUAGGUGACGGAUCGAAUGUCUUUUCCGGCCCUUAAUUCUUUCUCAGAUGAUGAGCGAAUGAGUGGCCGUGCCUUUCGUUUCCACUAACGGUAUUCAAGGCCUUCCUCACUGCCGCUCCGCGUACCUGCUUCACACCAUUGUUAACGUCAAAGGACAUGCUGGGUUGGGUGACAUUUGCCCAGAUCGUCACAUCUUUACUCACAGGUUCCCUCUUCAGCCGCACUAUCGACUGCGUAUCCUCGUGGUGGUCUUUCGUUUUCUCGUACUUUGGCCUCCGGCCCCUUUCCUUCUCCUCCUCCGUCUGUCGCCUCUUCCCCUGAGGCUGUAAGAGUCGAGUGACUAGUCACGGGGACAUCCAACGUUGUCCCGAGGCCUGAGCGGUAAUAUGGUUCGAGGCCCUUGAUGACUACACUCUGGCGUGCUCACGCAUUCGCCCUAGUUAUAGGAUGUGGUGAGAUCUGUUUUGUCAAAAAUAACAUAGGGCAACCUGAUGGUGUUGUGUCAAAGCAGGACAAGCUUCUCUUCCCUUCCCCACGUGAACUAUUAGGCUUCCAAUAGGAAGAUGUGGCUGGUAUGAAUCCGUGGCCGUGGGAAAGCCAAUGCUGAAUGAUGGAGGAGCCAUGUGUGGAUUCAAGUCGACGCCCUGAUUGUGUUUGCAUUAACUCGACAAUCGAAUUGGCCAGUGCCCCCGCCUUUACCGCCCAAGGGGGGACUUGGGGACAGCUUCUGGGAAACCCGAGCUGGAAUUGGACCUGGGAAAUAGGUGGACUCCUUUGGGGGGAGGAGACAGGAAACCGGGGCGGGGAUUAGGUCCGGGAAGGAGACGGGGACCGACUGUAAGUGGUACUUUGGGCAUUCGUGCUCUGUAAAGUGAUCGGCAUAUCGAGACCUUGCCCAUCCAGCCUUUAUUGGACAUCUUGGCUUGACAAGCCCUACCGCUCACAUGUCAAGCGCGGAAGAGUGCAUGUUUGAGGCGCCUAUAUCUUCCCUGCCAGUGUCGUUCUCCGAGUUCUGUCAGUUUGGCGCGAUGCCGAAUCAUGUUGUAGUGACGAUUGUGAGCGGUCAGAUCUGGAUCUUCUUAAACUAGGCUAUCCAGGCACUCCACAAGGCUCUUGCCCGUUCUAAACUGGAGAGAGAAGGACGUUAUUCAUCUGUUAUCUCAUAAAAGCCAAGAGCCCGCUCGCUCUGUCAAGUGCCACAGCUCGACCAGCCCAGGUAUUCAGGUGGUUCAUCGAAAGAAGGACCACUCAUAAGUCGAGAAGCUCACUGGGCAUACUGGGAAUAACGACCAGGUGACUGAGGCACGGCCAUCGUGAUACUAGGUGAUACCACAAGCUUCUUCAUUUUGCUAUGACUUCGUACGGUGGUCCGGUUGUUUCGGAUGCCGCAGCACGGAGAUGAUAACUGUAACUAGAUGGUUCCAUUGAUUUGGUAAUUUUGACAGGAACACUCCAACCAGGUACGGAUGGCUUCUGAUCCAAAUCAGACCGCGUACUGACCACACAAUUCUGUAAGUAUACGUCUGUAUUAUGGUGGUCUGAUCCAAGUUCGCAACCGAGGAGCGGGGGGGGUGGCUGGCUACAACCAGGGGGGAGGGGGCUGCAAGCCUGUAGCUCACCCAACGAAAAUGUAUGCCAUGCCUGGGAAAAAACGACCCUGGGCUGAAGGGAUUCACGUUGGAUCAUGAAGCUAGGACGUUUCGAGGGGAAUUGGGGGACUAAUGGAGCCGGAUGUGGUUGUUGGCCGUUGAGCUGAUAUGUCGUUUUGGGGGGGCGUCGUUAGGAUUGAACAUGACGGACGGGAAAGACAACGGUUUUUUGUGGGCUAAACCAUGUCCAUCUAUCGCUGCCGUCUUCGUGGCGGGAGUCUUUUUUAGCCCUUAUGUUCGACGUCACUGUUUCUGGGUGUUGUUUCCUCUUUUUUCGGCGGUGGCAUCUUUUUUUCUGAUGGCGCUGAGUUUGCUGCAGAGUGUGAACAAGUUAUGCUCGUCGACCGAGAUGGUGCAGACAAGCCGUUGGCCGAAAGCCAACGUCACCUCGGAAAGGAAUAGGAAUACUUCUCUCUUCACCCUAUGCAAAGUGCAGCUAGCCCGGAGCUCCUUCUCCUCUUGUCAGACAGACAAUCGAUUAUGUAGGGCUUGCAUAAUGGUUUGUGUGGCUUGCUCAGCCCUGGCAAUUCAUAUCGAAAUGUUGUAUAGGUCAUAUUCAGCCCUGAUCUACGUUCGGCCGCGAGUAAGAUGCCUUGUGCGAAGAGAGCUCUUUGGGUCAGAUCAAAUACGGGCGGAAUUAGUCAACCGUAAGAAACAGAGGAAGGAUUCUUUUCGGAAGGCAGCCGCAGUUUCCUAGGACUGGAUGCUACGGAGUACAGGCACCUCAGAUACUGUGCCUAGGUAACUACCAACCCUGCGCCUGCCCUGUCCUGCACGGGGAGUAAGGUGUUUGGGAAGGUGCGACGCAGAACGGGUACCUUCUUCAUGCCAGCCAGGUGUUACACGCUGUGCGCGUUGUGUGGAGCUGAUGAGGAGGAAGGUUGAAUGUAGUAUAAGGUAAGGCAACGGACAAGAUAGUGGUCAUGUUGGUUUCGUUACUCAAUGGGAAACCGAAGGAAUUGCUCGAAAGACGACGGAUUUAUAGAGAUCGCGACAGGUCAACUUCCCUGCCACUUACACAGAUUCAGUUCAGGUCGAGCAAGUCAUAGUUACGUCUUAAACUCAUGUAAGAAACCGUUUUCUAUAACUCAAAAGCUUGUUCUGCAGAAGCCAGCGAUAGCGAGUGCUCCUAAGAACCCUUGAAGGAUCAGAUCAUGGCUAUUCGACCCAAACAACUCCUCUCUGACUGACGGGGCCUUCUGUUAUAGGACCCAGGCAUUAUUUGUGAUACCCUCCAGGCUCCAUUGCUCAAGGUACCCCUGAUCCUCGGUUCUGCAGGCCGAGUAGCUGGUCGUUCAGGCUGUCAGAACCCUCUCGUGCAUUAUCGCUGACGGGACACAAAUGUUCAUCUGUGAGCUCCCAUCCAUCCUUCACACGACAGUUACAGUACAUACCUAGGCAUUUUCAAGGUGACCCUGCUAACCAACGGCCCGGCCAUUUCAAUGCGCUGACUCGGAUAUGGCCCCUCCUGUGAACCCACGUCGGAGCCGGAGUGUGUGAGCUGUCACAUACUAGUGCGGUAAUACAUGAAAAAUGUUUUUUUUUUCACUUAUUUUUCAUUUAUUGCGCUCCAUGUUACGCUGAACUUCGGCAGAAGCAAAACUUCGCUUACAUCCCUGGCCCCGGCUGAUCUGAUCUUUGUCCAAACCUUAAACGACAAGGUCUUGGACAUUUGAAUGGCACCUUUUUUCUCCAAAUAUACCCAAUAAUACGAGACUUGAAUUUUACCCCUCGGAUCUCGUUACUAUUACCAGAAAGAGCAAUUUCUAUGACACCAAAUCUUGGUGCAUUGAGCUGAUCAACAUCUCCACGAAGCUUUAGUGUUAGAUCACCUACCACUGACAUGUACCUAGGCAAAGGUCAUGUAAGAGGUCUACGUACCUCAGCUUGCAGUAUCUUAGUCUCUUAACCUACCAUCGCCGAUCAAGGGCCACCCCUGAUCAUCGGAGCCAAACCGAGAACGUUCAGCAACUAUCCGUCUCCACCUAUAGAAUCAGCAAGACUCACAUUGGGUGUACAGGAACGCACACGAACGAGAGUGCAGGAUCGUGAUCUACAUGUAGUAAGCAGUCAGCCUUCCGGAGAAUAUCCAUGUUUUCUUUUCUUCAGGAGAAUUGCUAGCUACCGGAUCUAUUUACGCAUUUGCCUCGGCGCUCACUGUUCGUUGUAAAGCCGACGAUAAGAUUUUAUGGGGAGCUCUCUUAGUAGUCGUCACUAGCUCUUUGCGGCUGACAACUGACGGGCGAUCCAAAUGCACCCCUCUCCAGGUGACGAGAACAAGGAGUACCCCAGAUGGCUUGAUCAAUUACGAGCCUGUACUUGUAGUAGAUAUAUUACAGGCUAAAGGAUGUCCCGAGGCUCUUUCAACUCAAUGAUUUAUUGCUAUAGUUUGCAGAUGAAUCAAUUUCCAUAUUAAAAAACUCAGCGCAAAGCAAGCUUAAUUUCAUCUAGCCUCAAUCGAUCUAGUCUCGUCGACUAUAUGUCAGUGCCAUGGAUGUCAUGACCAAUGCCACCACAAAGCUGUUCCGAACAUGAGUCGUGCAGAAAGACAGCUUGUUAACCAAACUAUCAAAGCGGAAUACGAUAUUGUAAUUGGUAA